CUCUGGAUCUGAUUCUGUUGACGGCGACAACUGUCUAGGGAAAAGGAAGAAGCGUGGUCGACACGGCAAUGACGAGGAUUCGUUGUCUCCAAACGCAUCUCGCGAUGCUGAUGAUAUUAGUCUUGGCGGUCAGUCACGAAAAAAAAAGAAAUCUAAAAAGAAUAAGAAGCACAAAAAGCAAAAGCAGCGAAAUGCCAGCUCGCUGUCACCUGCAGGCGAAGCAGAAACCGUGGAUAUGAAUGAGACAAGGCGAUCCUAUCAUCACCACCACCACCACCACCACCACUACCGAAACCAGUUUGCCGUAACCAGUGAUAUAUCAAAGUCAGGGUCGCUUAAUAUGUCCAGUAUGCAUGCUUCUACUGCCGCU
This is a messenger RNA of Protopolystoma xenopodis, 370 nucleotides long. NCBI's taxonomy places the organism in Eukaryota, Metazoa, Platyhelminthes, Monogenea, Polystomatidea, Polystomatidae. The record is from the annotation of a GenBank genome assembly.